AUGAUCAACAGUAUCAAAGACAGAGGAAAAGUCACGAGCAAGAACAAGAAGAGGCAGCCACCAGAAGAGUCCAAUAAAAUAAAAGUUGUCCUGAGCAAGAACGAAGAUAAAAAUGACAUCCAACAAUCACAACAGCAAAAUGCUGAGCAGAAUAUUACCAUCCCAUCAGCAAAUUCACACAUGAACGAUUCUCUCCUUCCAGUUCUCUCUCUUCCUUCUCCUGUUCAACAGCAGCAACAAGAUCAUCCCAGAAAGAGAAAAGAAGAACAUAGUUCAUCGUCCUCACACACAUCUCAUUCUAGAAAUCGUUUGCAGCUAGACAGAAGGUUGCAUGAGAAGCCAGAACAAAAUUUGAACCAGCAACCAAAACGGCAACCGCGUUUUCAACAACAACACUAUCAUAAACAUCUCAUGAAACAAGAUAAAUGUCAACCAAAUUAUCAGCGACAAAAGCAACAUCAUUACGAGAAACAAAUUCAACAAAACCAGCAACAUCAGACACAAAAUCUACUGAAACACCAGAAACAGCAACAACAUCAGGCGCAACAACAACACAAGAAACAAGACCGACGUCAACCAAAUCCGAACCAACAACCCAACAUUCCAGAAAAGGGAAGCGAAUAA
This is a messenger RNA of Helobdella robusta, 624 nucleotides long. RefSeq lists its product as hypothetical. NCBI's taxonomy places the organism in Eukaryota, Metazoa, Annelida, Clitellata, Rhynchobdellida, Glossiphoniidae. Bases 1 to 624 code for a protein of 207 amino acids. The record is from RefSeq and is a predicted model, not a curated record. The transcript is spliced from 3 exons.